This is a messenger RNA of Rodentolepis nana, 1542 nucleotides long. The record is from the annotation of a GenBank genome assembly. Lineage: Eukaryota; Metazoa; Platyhelminthes; Cestoda; Cyclophyllidea; Hymenolepididae.
AUGUAUCAUAUUCAUCUGGAUCCCAUCACUCCGGUUGCUAUGAAUGAUGACCAUUUAGCCAAUAAUGAGACACCUGCCCCUCCCGUAUCACCUCCUUUAAUGGAUAUGGAUGAUGAUAACGACGCAGUUAUGCCUUUUGUCAAUGGAGACGAAGAUGAUAAUGACGUUACCAUUGUGAACGAAGGCCGCGAUAAAUUUGCCGGUGAUGGCGUUCAAGUGGUUAACGCUGAACCGGAACAGCUCCUAGAACCAACUCCGGAGGGUGAACUAUUUGUAUCCAGUCUCAAAUCGAUGUUGACCGCCCACUUAGAGAACUUUGGACAUGUCAACGAUGGAGUACUCGGUCUCUGGGCUGGUCCCGAGCAUUGGCGUAAAAAGGCAAAACGGCGAAGGCUAGAUGAAUUUGGAAAUGCUGCACCACUCGACAAUGAGGAGAACGCGGUUACAACCGUUGGCAAAAGUAGUCGAACAAAGUCCGCAAAGAAAUCCAAGCCAACUACCGUGGAAUAUAUUGGAGCUCUUCUUGAUGCUGGUGAGAAUAGAUCAAGGAGUGGCUUUUUGGUACGUAAUGACUGGUCGAAGGAGUUGGAACAAUACACCAAAGACAGUGGAAAAUCGACAAUUUUGCGAGAGCAGAAUUUACGACUUGCCAGUGAGCGCUUCAAUAUCCUGCCUCCCUCAAUUACUGAUGCUCGACAGAAUAUAUAUGAACUAUUUAAUCGUGAGGUUAUGCGCAAUAUUGUUGACCCAAAGAUUACUGAGACACAGGAAAAUGUUACAGCUCAGGCCAUGGCUGAUGGCGGUAUAGUGCCUCCAUGGUUGGAUAGUCAGGCAGCAGCGGCUGCUGCUGCUGCUGAAGAUGGUGCCCAUGACGAUGUCGAUACAGACGAUGUCGAUCACAUGCCCGUUGACGAGGAUGACGACGAUAUCGCUCCCUACGAUGGCAUUUUCACUCAGCAAGGCGCUAUUGAUAAUAUUGGAACGGUUCCAAUGGAAGACGGUAUGCAGCUAGUAGCUCCUCCACGCCAGGUUGCCCGUCUAGAGAUUGGCUACGCACGGGCUGCCAAACUCAUCAAUGUUCGACACUUAAAGAGUGUUCUCUGGGAAAUGAUUGACAGAGAUCUUACCGCGAGUUCUGAUCGUAGUCCUCCAACAAAGAAACCGCGACCAGAUAUUGAUGUGGACGAAGGUUGUGGCGCCGCCGAAACUUCUCAAGUUAAGUCGGCACAGGAGGAGUAUCGUCCUACUUGCUGUUUCAGUGAUAUCCUCGCCUCAUUGCCUUCUAGAGUUUCUAAAAAUACAGCUUCUGAACUCAGUGUUUCUAUCGGUCUUAACUGUCUACUCCAUCUAGCUAACGAAAAGGAUCUUUUUUUGGAGACUGGAGAAGGUUGUAUAGAUCUUUUAAUUUCGCAAGGUCUCUCCAUCUCAGAGCUAGAAAUGAUUUCUCAAUAUCAACGUUCAAGCAGAGUUGGAGAACAGCGCGCCAAAAAGCAGGUUUCUAUAGAUCGAUGGCUUGAAAAUAGUAUGGAGGAUGACGAAUAG